AUGUAUCGAAUCACGAAUAUCUACGUUCUUGCCGCGUUCGGCACCAUCGGCGGAGCACUCUUCGGCUUCGAUGUGAGCUCGAUGAGUGCCUGGAUUGGCAUUGACACAUAUACCGAAUUCUUUGGGAACCCCGAUUCCAAUCUUCAAGGAGGAAUCACUGCUUCUAUGUCCGCUGGUUCAUUCGUCGGCUCUAUCGGAGCCGGCUGGUUAUCCGACUACCUUGGCCGUCGCGGCGCACUAAUGAUCGCCUCUCUCGUCUGGAUUGUUGGGGCUAUGGUACAAUGCAGUGCGCAGAAUGUUACACAUCUGGUCGCCGGUCGUGUCGUUAGUGGUCUCGCCGUGGGAGUCACUUCCUCACAAACCUGUGUCUACCUAUCCGAACUAGCCCCGGCAAAGAUUCGUGGUCGCAUUGUCGGUAUUCAACAAUGGGCGAUCGAAUGGGGUAUUUUGAUCAUGUACCUGAUUGCAUACGGUUGCUCUAUAGGUGUGGCGGGCCCAGCUGCUUUCCGAAUCUGCUGGGGCAUUCAGGCCGUCCCAGGUCUGAUUCUCUUCAUCGCACUAUUCUUCUUCCCUGAAUCACCUCGCUGGCUGGCCGGCAAGGAACGCUGGGAGGAAGCCCUUGAGACCCUAGCUUUGAUUCAUGGCAAUGGUGACCGGAAUGACCCAGUGGUGCAGGUUGAGUUCGAAGAAGUUCAAGAGGCCGCUAGAAUUGCGCACCAAGCAAAGGACAUAUCUUUCCUCGCUCUAUUCGGACCGCGUAUCUGGAAGCGGACCAUGUGCGGAAUGAGUGUGCAAAUGUGGCAGCAGUUGCUAGGAGGCAACGUUGCAAUGUACUAUGUUGUCUACAUCUUUGAGAUGGCUGGAAUGUCUGGAAAUACUACCCUCUGGUCUUCGGCGAUUCAAUAUGUUAUCUUCCUGGUUACCACCGGCAUCAUGCUCCCAUACAUCGAUCGAGUUGGUCGACGACCUUUGCUCCUGACUGGCGCGGUGACUUGCAUGAUUGUUCACUUCGUAAUUGCAGGUGUUAUGGCUAGCAGGGGUCACGCGGUAUCCAACGUCAAUGGAAACUACAACCUGACAUGGUCCAUCAAAGGCAGCUCUGGAAUGGCUGUUAUUGCCUUUUCAUAUAUCUUCACUGGUAUCUACGGCUUUACUUGGGCGCCGGUCGCAUGGAUCUACGCUGCCGAAGUUUUCCCACUCAAGUACCGUGCUAAGGGCGUUGGUCUAUCUGCCUCGGCAAAUUGGAUCUUUAACUUCGCACUGGCUUACUUUGUCGCACCGGCAUUUCACAAUAUCCAGUGGAAAACAUACAUCAUCUUUGGCGUAUUCUGUUUUGCUAUGACUUUCCAUGUCUUUUUCAUGUAUCCGGAGACGGCCGGUCGCUCACUGGAGGAGAUUGAUGCGAUCUUCGACUCCAACGUUAUGCCAUGGCGCACCAAUCAAAUCGAGAACAGAUUCAGUGAAGAAGUCGAAAAGCACAAGCAAGCUAACGAGAAGAUCGGCAAGGAUUCUGAAGGUGCCACCCAUGAGGAGGUGGUCUGA
Molecule: messenger RNA, 1542 nt
Organism: Penicillium waksmanii
Lineage: Eukaryota; Fungi; Ascomycota; Eurotiomycetes; Eurotiales; Aspergillaceae
Product: sugar porter family MFS transporter
Exons: 6
Coding region: 1-1542 (513 amino acids)
Biological process (GO): carbohydrate transport; transmembrane transport
Cellular component (GO): membrane
Molecular function (GO): carbohydrate:proton symporter activity
Source: RefSeq, a predicted model, not a curated record